Adineta steineri is the source of this 1467-nucleotide messenger RNA. Lineage: Eukaryota; Metazoa; Rotifera; Eurotatoria; Adinetida; Adinetidae. The record is from the annotation of a GenBank genome assembly.
AUGUCAUCAUCAAUUAUUUCAUUACUUACUUUAGCUGGUAAACAAAUAACUCUUUAUUUGGGCACAUUUACUCUUGUUGUUGGUGUUAUUGGUGGAUUACUCAAUAUCAUUGUUUUUCUUAGUCUGAAAACUUUUCGAGAAAGUUCUUCAGCAUUCUAUUUAACUAUUAUGUCCAUUGUCAAUAUAGGUCAACUGCUCACAGGUUUACUUUCUCGAAUUAUGAAUAGUGGUUUUGGUAUUGAUUGGACAUUAGCAUCUUUAUUUUAUUGCAAAUUUCGAUUGUACUGCUUUAAUAUAUGUGCAUCAAUAUCAAUGACUUGUAUUUGUUUGGCAAUCAUUGAUCAAUAUUUAGCCACUUCUUCUCGUGCACAAUGGCGACAAUGGUGUAGCAUGAAAAUAGCUCGUCGUUUGGUAUUUAUAUUUGUUCUCAUUUGGAUUAUUCAUAAUAUUCCUUAUCUAAUCUAUUUUGAUCAUGUAAUAUCAAUAACGACAGGUCAAGUUACAUGUACAAACACAAAUAAUAUUUUUCAACAAUAUACAAUCUAUGGUACUACUCUAAUUAUUGGAAAACUUCUUCCAAUCUCUAUUACAUUUGUAUUUGGACUUUUGGCUUAUCAUAAUGUACAACAAUUAGGUUAUCGGACAGCACCUUUGGUUCGUCGUGAAUUAGACAAACAGUUGACAGUAAUGAUUUUAGUCCUCAUUGUUUUUGCUUUCUUUACUAAUAUACCGAAUACUAUUGCAUACAUUCUAUCAGCAAUGCCAGGACUUACUCAAGAUCCUGUUGUAUCAGCACAAAUACAAUUUGCCAAUCUUGUGACCACAUAUCUUGUUUAUAUAUAUUUUGCAGGACAAUUACGAGUGGCAACGGCUGCUAUUGAUGCAAGUGUUUACUCUGUCGAAAACAAUACAACCGUGUCAUUUUUUAAACGAACAAAUGAAACUGUAUAUAAUAUAUGGAAUACAACUGCAGGUAGUAGUAGUAUAUAUGCAGUGUCUGGCUAUUAUUCUGGUAACUAUUAUCCAAGUGGAUCAGCACAAAUCGCAUUUGAUGGGAAUCUUAGUACGAGAGCUUGUAGUUAUGGAGCAUGCAAUUCCAGUUUUGGAGCACUGGCAUGCGGAACACAAGCUGGUUUCUAUCUAACAAUGAAUGGUGGGCCAAAAGUUCUUGUAGCAUUCUAUAUGAGUACAAGCUUUGAGCCAACGAGUCGAGCGCGUGAUCCUAUGACGAUUACUAUUGAGGGCAGCAAUUUAAAUGGAUCGACUCUUAUACUUGGCUCCAGCUGGACUUUAAUAUACAAUGGUUCUGCAGGAUUCAUAAUAAAUCCUGGACGAGCAGCUUGGGGUACAUUGCAAUUGAUUCCAAAUCCUUUAAUUGCGUUCGCAAGCUAUCGUCUGCUUGUCACUUCAAAACAAGGGUCUGACACUUGUUCAUCAUAUGGUGAAGUUUUAUUCGCUUUACGCUGA